AUGCUAGUUCGAGGCACAGUAUUGGCAUUAUGCCUAGUGCACAUCGUGAAAACAAAAGUUCCUUCAAUCAACGACGAACAAAAGUUUCCGAUCAAUGGAGAGCAAAUGCUCCCCAUCAAAGAAAGUCAAAUGCUUCCCAUCAAAGAAAGUCAAAUGCUUCCCAUCAAAGAAAGUCAAAUGCUUCCCAUCAAAGAAAGUCAAAUGCUUCCCAUCAAAGAAAGUCAAAUGCUUCCCAUCAAAGAAAGUCAAUUUAUGCUUCCCACCAAUGAAAAACAAAUGCUUCCCAUAAAUGACGAUCAAAUGCUUCCAAUCAAUGAAAAACAAAUGCUUCCCAUAAAUGACGAACAAAUGCUUCCAAUCAAUGAAGAACAAAUGCUUCCAAUCAAUGAAGAACAAAUGCUUCCCAUCAAAGAAAGUCAAAUGCUUCCCACAUAUACGUGA
This is a messenger RNA of Physella acuta, 441 nucleotides long. RefSeq lists its product as uncharacterized. The record is from RefSeq and is a predicted model, not a curated record. Lineage: Eukaryota; Metazoa; Mollusca; Gastropoda; Physidae.